AUGGUUCAUUGCUUCGAAGUGUACAUAAUCCUUUGGAAAACGCCACAGUUUGUUCAGUCGAAGAUCCCUCAGGCCAUCAGAGCGGUUCGUUUUGAAAACUGAAACCUCACUUGGCACGAUUUGAAAACGUCUGCCUUUAUUUGUAUGUUUUUUUUAUCGCACAGAAGAAAAAAGAGAGCGUAGAUACUAUUUCGAAUUGCAGCCUGUAAUCUUUGGCAGUGAACGUUUUGUGAGUUUCUUUUUUUUUCGUGGCCAUCGGAAGCGUAAAUUUUUGAAAAUGACCGUGUUCGAAUCCCAAUGCUUAAAUCCUUUUAAGUAUUAAAUCACAAAGAACGAAUCCUAAAUUGAAGUUUUUUUUUUCUGAUACCUCUCUUUUUUGAUGAUCUGUGAUUUCUAAUAUUGAGAAAAAAAAAAUUACGGAUAUAGCUCGAACACAUACAAAGUUGCAAAACUUUAUUUCAGAUUGGACUUGUCACCUUCAGCCCGAUAAUUCUUGCUGCGAUCCUCCACAUACAGUACGCCAAUCUUCGUUGCGUGACCCUCGACGAGUUCAAACAGCCUUUAUGGAAAUAUCGGCUGAACGUUGGUCUUAUCUAUUUUUUCUCCGUUUUCUCAGGACUCUCGUCUUUAAUGUCUGUGGGUGAAAAUUCAAAGAAAAAAAUUUGAAUUGUUUUUUUAAGGUGGUCAGAAAUGGAACACGUUCCGCUCGCACAUUCGGAUUAUGUAUUCAAUACAUUUAUACUAUUAUUUAUGGUAAAUUUUUGAACUUCUAAUGAAUUAUGUAUCCAAGGAAUUGAAACGCCUGGGGUUUACAAAUUGUUCAAGACCUCUUCUUUUUUUGAAAAAUUUUUUUCCAAUUUGGGUCAUGGUUAUAUGUAAUGAUGAUUUUAGAAAAAAAGGGAACUCUUGGUUUUCAGAGAAACUUUUGGAUUUUUUGCGCAAUUGGAGAGUUUUAUGACCUUUUUUUGUUAUAAAACCACCAGAUAUUUCUUUAUUUUCUAAAAGUUCUGUUUUGAAUCCAUUAAACAGCGAAGAGCGUUAAGUUGCACUCCAUGAAUGAUUAGGGCGCUUCGCUUCUCUUUUCUGUAGGGAUGAGACUAUUUUGAUGAUUUUUUUCCAGUUAGUUUUACGUUGAAAUUGGCGUGGAACAUUUGGGAAAACUUUCGCCCGUGGAAAGAUGUCAAAGUAUCUGAAAGCACUCGAAAGAUACAAAAGAAGGUUUUCAUGGCGAUUCAAGUACAGGUGAGUUUUUGCCUGAUCGAAAGAUAAAGAUAACUCAGAAAUUUGUUACGAGAAAAGAUUCUUUUAGAUCCCAUUUUGAUUAUAUUUUCCUACACCGUUUUUUUUUCAAUCGUCCAAAGACCAUGAUCAAAAUAAAAAAAUAUUUUCUCUUUUUUUUUUCAAGACAUGUCUUUCAUUUUUUAGACUCUGGUCCCGUUUGCGGCCAUAAUUAGUCCAUCAUCCUAUGCCAUUUUACUAGUUUCGGGAAGAGUGGAUCAAAAUCGCAUCCUUUGUCUUGUCAACUGCGUUCUAUGCUUCCUACACUUGCCAAUUUCUUUCUUUUUACUCAUUUUUACCCAUAAAAAUCACCGCGAUUGGUUCAUCAAAAAGCUUUUCAAGGCUUUGAAACGUUAGUUGUCUUAUAAAGUCAACUCAAUUAUUCGUUUUUUUCAGGUCCAAUUUCAGUUGCACCAGAAGAAGAUAAUAUGAAAACUGUUUUUGUCGUCGAAAAGUAGAACAUGGAAUCCGGAUAUCAAACUGUUCCUGAGAGGGUUUAUUUCGACCUGCCGUGAUAAUUUGAGCUAUAUUUUCCAUUUUUUUUUUCUUGAUAAAAUAUUCAUUCAUCUGAGAAAUCACAAUGUUUGUUGAUUGAGUUUGAAAGAAUAUAAAUGGGCCUUUUUCAAUUUUCUGAGAGUUGAGCCGAGAAGUCGAUGAUUUUUCAGCUUCUUGCGGUUCCCAUCAAUUUCUUGGCAAAAAGGCGGCCUCGGCUUUUCAAACAUCUCCGAAUCGGGGGAGAAUCUUGUCAGCGAAUAUGUUACGUUGAUAACUAUUUCAUGUUUUUUUUUUAAAUUUUUCCCUCGACCCUAGGAAUGAAACUACUAACGAAAAUGAAGGUUUUCAAGAUUUUAAUUAGGUUUCAAGCAAGAUCGAAAAUGAUGAUUCAUCGUUUCUAAGAAAAAAUUUCAAAAACGUGCUGACGGAUUUUUUUUUUUGAACUUUAGACUAAACUAUGCUCACGUUUCCCUAGCUACCUGCAAUCAGAAGUAUCCAGGUGAUAAUUAAAAAGUAUCAAAGUUUUCACUGAGUAUUGUCUGAAAAACACAACAUGUUGAUACUUAACGGUCACGUUGUUUCUUUAUUGGAAGUUUAUACCAACAUAUAUCCAUUUAUCGGGGUUUUCGUUCACUGUUUCGAACUGUAUCUGAUCAUUUGGAGAACGCCGAAAUUCGUCGAGUCGAAAAUUCCUCAAGCAAUCAGAGCGGUGAGUCUCAUUUCUUUGUUUUCUAAGUUCAAAGUUAUACAAAAAAGCAACUUCUAGGUGCUCGCGAUCCCUAUCAAUUUCAUAAGUGGAGACAGCGGCUUCGGAUUUCUGAGUAUUUUAGAGCUAGGAGACAAUUGGAUGUAUGAAGACGUGUACAUGAUCGGCGGGAAAGGCGGCGUGAUCAAAGGAAUUCAAGAAUUUGUGAGUUUUCUCGAAGCUUGAGCUAUCGAGAUGGGUUCCAAUUGGAACUAUCAAAACAAAAGUUUUGCAUCAUAUUGAAUAGAAUCAGCAGUUUUCUUCUUACUCUUGAGCAUGCCUUCCAGUGGGGAAUCCUUCUGAGCAGUCCGUUGAGUCUCACCGCGAUUCUCCACAUACAGUACGCCAAUCUUCGUUGCGUGACCCUCGACGAGUUCAAAAAACCUUUAUGGAGAUAUCGGCUAAAUGUUGGCUUGAUUUAUACUUUCGCCACAUUCACAGGCUAUCCAGUUGCUUUUGCUGUAGGUCAUUGAUUUUAAAUAAAGUAUCAAUCAAUUACUUCAGACAGCCAAAAAUUCAGACCUCAAAGUUCGCCUUUUCAGCUUUAUUCUUCAUUUCAUUUACAGUACCAUAUAUAGUAAGAAAAAUAAUCAAUUUUUUUGAAAUCGAAAAAAGUUUCAGUUAGCUUGGCUUUGAUGUUUGCCAAGAAUAUUUGGAAAAAAAUUUCAAUCCUUUUCAAGGCGUCAAUAUCUCAGAGUGCACACGAAAAAAAUGCAGAGGAAAAAUUUUUUUCUGGCCAUCCAAAUACAGGUUAUUAGAUCAAAGUUUUUUUGAUCGAUUAUUAAGUUAAAAAACCAGAGAGCUGAAAUUAUUAAACUGGAAUUUGAUUUGAAAAAGGGAAAUUUUAAAUUUCAAGACCAUGGUCCCAUUUUUGGCAAUCAUUAUUCCAUCUACUUACGCCAUUUUGCUUCUUUCGGGAAUGAUGAAUCGAAAUCGAAUAAUUUGCUAUCUCUGCUGUUUUCUAUGUUAUUCCUACCUACCAAUUUCUGUUUUUAUACUCAUUUUCACGCACAAAAAUCAUCGCGAGUGGUUUAUAAAAAAGCUUUUUGAGCAUCCAAAACGUAGGUUUCUGUUAAAGUCCUCCAAUCAAUGGGGUUUCCAGGUUCAAAUGCAAUUGUGACAGCUGAGAAGAAUAUGAAGACGGAUAUUUUUGUCGUCGAAAAAUGAAAUUCGAACACUGAAUUGAACAUAAAUUUGUUUGUUCAAGGGGUGAAAAUUAUCUUUAUUUGUUUUUGUUUGGUAAAGUUCAUUUUUUUUACCGCUUCAAAUUGUUUGUUCAAAGCUAUUUUCUAUUAUUAUUGCCUAGAAUGUUUUUUCAGUCAGUUUCUAUUUGAUUGAACUAAUUUUUGGAAAUAAACCAUUUUCUUGUUUUUGACAUAAGAAAAAUAGCAAUAAAUCGCACUUUUUUUCUUCGCGAGUUUCGACGGUUUUCAACUUUCAAAAAACAGGUGAAAAGUUCAACACACGUCAGCUUGAAAAACCCAGGUGAUAUUCAAAAAACUAGCAGUUAUUACAUAAAGCUUCCAUAAAAACGUGCAAGAAAAUGUCGCUAGGAGAUAAAUUUGAAGAUUCUUUUCUGGGAAAUCUUUCCGCCCUUUACCCUUUUCUUAGGUUGAUUGUUCAUGGCUUCGAGCUGUACCUCAUCGUUUGGAAAACUCCGAAAUUCGUCGAAUCGAAGAUUCCUCAGGCGAUCAGAGCGGUUCGUUUUCUUUUUUAAAUUUAAACUCAAAUGUCUUGAAUAUUCUCUUGACUUGUCAGUACAUUCUUUUUUGCUGUCUGUAUGAAAUUUGAUAUGAUUUCUUAACCUUGGAUGAAGGCGGAUUGUCGAUUUUGAGGUUCUUGCGAUUCCUAUCAAUUGGAUGACUCAAGAUGGUGGCCUGGGAUUUUCGAACAUCGCGGAAUGGGGAGAGAACUGGAUGGACGCAAAUUUAACGAUACUUGGCGAUCAAAUGACGGGUCGAGAUCAAUUUGUGCGUUUUUUUAAAAUUUAUUUUAAAGCGGCAGCUACCUCAUAACCAGAUCCUUAGUGGAUAAAAAUUUAGUAAGUGCUUGGAAAAGACUAAAAACCCCCUUGUGGGGUUCACCGUACCUUUACGCUGCUUUCUCUCAAACUUACUCAGGCCUUUCGAAAUUUCUCAAAAAUAAAAAAAACCCGAAAAAAUAGUCUUUGUUUCGCUUUUUUGGGACAAUUUUCAGUAGUUUGCACAUUCUCGGAGUGCUUUUGUUCAGUUGUGUCUCGUAUGGUUCAGUCCAUUAAGCCUCGCGGCGAUUCUCCACAUACAGUAUGCCAAUCUUCGUUGCGUGACCCUCGACGAGUUCAAAAACUCUUUGCGGAAGUAUCGACUGAAUGUUGGCCUCGUCUACUUUUUCUCAGUCGUCUCGGGGCUUCUGUAUCAUUUUUUGAUGGUUUCAUACACAUCCAAAAAAAAAAAUCAACUUAUCUGCUUCAGAACAUAGCAAGCAAAAGCAUUGAGAUUCGUGUUUUCUUCUUGCUCUGUUACUACACUUAUGCUUUUACCUAUGGUCGGUAAGAAUUUGAAAUUUCUCAAUGAGAGAAAGUUCUUACAGUUGGCUUGGCUCUGAAGUUUUCUUGGGACAUUUGA
Molecule: messenger RNA, 5121 nt
Organism: Caenorhabditis auriculariae
Lineage: Eukaryota; Metazoa; Nematoda; Chromadorea; Rhabditida; Rhabditidae
Source: the annotation of a GenBank genome assembly